AUGGCUCAUCCUGAGAUUAAAUUCUAUUGGGCACCUGGCGCUUGCUCUUUAUGCCCUCAUGUUCUUCUGUUCGAAACUGGAGUUUCUUUUGAAUCAAUUGCCAACUUAAUCACAAAAGAGACGGUAGAAUUUACUCAAAACUUCUCUUCCAUAAAUCCCAAGAUGCGUGUUCCAGUACUCUCACUUGAGGGUGAAAAUAUUACAGAGGUUCCUGCUAUUGCGACAGCGAUAUCUUCAUUUGCUCCGGAACUGCAUCUUUUAGGGCGAACAACAAUGGAAACAAUAAGAGUGUAUGAAUGGAUGAAUUGGCUUAGCGGAACAUUGCAUGCUCAUGCAUUCGGUGGCCUAUUAAGACCGGAGAGAAUGAGUGAUGAAAAAGCAGCAUUGCCGGUCGGAGGUGCAUUCACAGUCGUCGGUUCGUAUCUUUUCGUGUUCCAUCGUUGGGGAGAAGGACAUGGCUUGGAUAUGAAGAGAGCGUAUCCGAAAUACACAGCGCUUGUGGAGAAUCUGGUGAAUCGUCCUUCUGUCCAGAAGGUCUUGGAGCUCGAAAAGUCGCAGGUCGAUUUAUAG
Botrytis sinoallii is the source of this 570-nucleotide messenger RNA. RefSeq lists its product as uncharacterized. NCBI's taxonomy places the organism in Eukaryota, Fungi, Ascomycota, Leotiomycetes, Helotiales, Sclerotiniaceae. The transcript is spliced from 2 exons. The record is from RefSeq and is a predicted model, not a curated record. The coding region runs from base 1 to 570 and encodes 189 amino acids.